Molecule: messenger RNA, 2683 nt
Organism: Annulohypoxylon maeteangense
Lineage: Eukaryota; Fungi; Ascomycota; Sordariomycetes; Xylariales; Hypoxylaceae
Exons: 4
Coding region: 123-2597 (824 amino acids)
Biological process (GO): RNA 3'-end processing
Cellular component (GO): TRAMP complex; nucleolus
Molecular function (GO): mRNA binding; poly(A) RNA polymerase activity
Source: RefSeq, a predicted model, not a curated record
GUUAAGCGUACCCACCAUUUUUUCAAUCCUUCCAUUUCCUCACAAGUUCGUAACCUAACCUUUUAACCUUUUCAACUUCACGUCCAACGGCAGACAAGAAUCGAACAACCUAUUUGCCCAAGAUGUAUAGGAAUACCUAUCCACCGCCGCCUCCGCCAACCUCAUCUGGCCUUCCACUGCCUCCGCCUCCGCCGCCGCCAUCUUCCUAUGGCAAUGAGAGGUAUGAUCGACCGGCGCAGUCUUCGUACCCACCGCCUGCAGAUGGUCCAUCGCGACAAUGGAACGACCACUACACCCAACAAGACCGUCGAGAUGAACAUCAAUUUCGAGGCCCUUAUUCUGAUUUGCGCCGAAACCGCCAAGAAGACCGCCGUCGAAAUGACGGAGAUUAUCGCGACCGCGACCGCGAUCGUGAUCAUGAUCGCGAUAAUUACCGCCCUCCUCAAGGCGACUUCACCUUUCGCGUAGAACCUCCGCCUGGCGUCGAGUCCUACGAAUCCUACCGUCCGAGGGAUAGAGAAAGGGAUCGAGAUCAACAUGCCCCAAGAGCGAACAACUACAACGAUGAACGAACUGCACCUUAUCAAUCCCGCCGUAACGAAAAUGGUAGACAGGAAGGUCGCAAUGGCCGCCCUCGUCGUACGGAUGAUCGCAGACGCCAACAUAAUUCAUACCAACCCCAACAGGGUACUGGCUAUGGGCGACGGGGUGAACGCAGAGAAAAAACGAAGCCAUCUGCACGACUCCUACUGCUUAAGAAGCACGACGAGGACCCGGAACUCAUGCUAGGCGACACUAAAGGGCGAGUAACUUACAGAGAUGUCGAUGAACUUUCUGACAGCGAUGAGACCGAGAUGGAUAUAUCGGACAAUUCGGACACAGAUGUUGCUGAGCCUGUUAGCAAACGCGCACGUACAUCUACCACUGCAACCGCUGCAGAACAAGAGGCGCCGAAAUGGUCGAAUCCAGACCCAUACACAGCACUCCCACCGCCUGAUGAGACUUCGCGCAAAAAGAAAGAUAUGGUGCAGCUAAUCCGCAAGGCUAGGGUAGAGGCAGAAGCUAAAAAACCAGCUGCGCAGAUAGAAGGGUUGGAUUUUAUUUCAUGUGACUUCAAUGAUAAUGAUGAUAAGGUUCGUGACCUGCCCAGCAACAGUGAGUCAAAGGGACAGACUCGAUAUGGACAAGAAUCAACCACCAAGGCAGGCGCUAAAAUUUCUACUUUACGCGACUUACGCGGGGCAACCGCAACAACUUCUCCUUCUACCGAAAACCGAAUUGCAUCUGCAGAAUCCCACACACGCAAUUCCACUUCCCAUGAAAAUUCUCUGGGUAACAAAUCAAACCCCAUCGACCUAACGGCUUCUACUUCUCUUGGCAAUCGAAAGCGCACCUUCGAUGACAAUAUCAAGUCUUAUUCAUCUUCUCAAAAAUCACGUGCAUCGGGCAGGCCAGUAAAGAAGAUGGAUAAAGGUGGAAAUAUCCUACCCUGGUGGCUACCUAAGGAUGAGCCUUGCCCAUGGUUCAAGGCAGACCACGUAAAUAACUCUUUCAGUCCUGGUAGCCGACUCCAUCAAGAGAUUGUUGAUUUCUAUCUUUGGGUCUCUCCACGCUAUUUUGAGAUCGAUGUCCGACAACAAUUAAUCGAUCGACUUGGCAAGGCUAUUCGGAGAAAGUGGCCGGACGUUGAUCUUUAUGCUUUUGGAUCGUAUAUGUCUGGCAUGUACCUCCCGACCGCCGACAUGGAUAUAGCCGUCUGUUCCAACAGCUAUGUCAUUGACCACAUUCCGAAGUACUCUAAAAGAAACCACCUGUUCGCUUUACAGAAUUACCUCCGAGUAGGCGGGUUCGCCGAGGACGACAACGUCGAGGUCAUUUCUAAGGCUAAAGUUCCUCUUGUUAAGUUCGUCGACAGUUUAUCUUUCCUUAAGGUCGACCUCUCCUUUGAAAAAAUGGACGGUCGUCAUGCUAUCGCAACGUUCGCCCAUUGGAAAGACCGAUACCCUUCGAUGCCAUCCAUCGUAUCUCUAGUGAAGCAAUUCCUCCUGAUGCGAGGGCUUAAUGAGCCCGUCAACGGCGGUAUCGGUGGAUUCUCAAUCAUGUGCAUGGUUGUACACCUCCUUGAUCAACUACCGCAGGUCCAGAGCGGGGAUAUGUUUCCCGCGUGGCACUUGGGGGAUACACUCAUGGAAUUUUUCGAUUAUUAUGGCAACCACUUUCGGUACAAGGAGGUGGCAAUUCGUGUGAACCCUCCUGGUCUUAUUCCUAAAAGUGAAGUGAGAGGUUUUACUUACCGCAACUACGACCGUCUCUCUAUCAUGGAUCCCAACAACCCGGAGAACGACGUUUCAGGUGGUUCUUUCAACACCGAAAUGAUUAUCAACUUUUUUCGAGAGGCUUAUGAGAUUCUUAAAGACCGCAUGUAUGAAGUUGCUAAUGGCGAGAAUCCUAAAGACGACCCUUUUGGUGAUUCCAUCCUCGGUCCUCUAUUCGGCGGCGAUUAUACGUCUUUUACGGAGCAACGCAACCGUCUACGUGAAUUAUCCAAGCUACCUAAGCCGACGACAGAAUCCUACAACGGCUGGGCAGAGUGGUAGCUUGAGAAUGAGGAUACACCGUAGGUAGAUUCCCGUAAGCCCCCACACUGCACCACUUCCGUUGGCAGCCGUAUAGAUUCUAGACC